AAUUAUGCAACAAAAUGAACAGACGCAAAUAUACUCGCUAAGAGAGGAAUAUUGAUGAUCGUUUUCCCUUUUUCACUGGAUUUUCAGAGCGAACUUUUGUGUAUUAGUCUCGAAAACUUCAUCUGCUUCGAUGAAGAUGAUGGUCUCGAAUGGAUAUGCCGGCGGAGGAAGCAGUGGUUAUGGAUACGAUGGUAGCAAUUCGUUUAGAAACAAGAUUUACAAGCGAUUGGAACCUUGUUUGGUGAUACCGCCGCCGAGAGGUAAGCUGCUUGGCGCUAUCAUUAAGUUCCUCGAUGGCGCUAUCAUCGGAGCUAUUCCUGAAGUCACUUGCAGGUUUUUUUCCCUUCCGUUUCUUCGCUAUCAUUUGUAUUUCGAUGUAGCUACUUUAUUUGAGCUUUUGGCAAAGGAAGGGUUUCUGAUGAUUUCAGUACCUUAUAAUUUGACUUUCGAUCAUGACAUUGCCGCGAGACAAGUUUUCGAGAGGUUUUGAUGGCUGUUUGGAUGCCAUUUUAGCGUCCGGAUUGCUUGAUGAAGAUGUUUCACAUGCUCAACUUGUUAACCUUUCUCUACCGUGGAUCAUAGCAAUGGCGCGCUUCUGCAAGUACUCACAUGGAGCUAUUUCGCCGCGAAGAUUCCUAAGGCCAGCAACAGAGGCUGUUCCUUACUUUGAGCAGGGGAUGUGUGGAAGAUCUUGCUUGAUGCUGCUGGAGCUAUUGUUUCAGACAGAGAUCAAUCGAUUCCAUUACACCUGUUCCUGUGGCUGUGCGGCGCGGCUCCCAUGGAUUAUUGUAAAACGUGGUUGCUCUUCCAAUCCGAAGAGCCUUGUAAGUCUAUGACCUCCGCCAUUGCGCCAUGAAACACCACAUACAAAUGCAACAAAGGAAGUUCCCAAAUCAAUUUCAUUAUCCAAGGAAGAAGGGAUCCUAAUGGCUUCUGAUGUGUUUUGGUCCAAUAAUGACCCAACUGGAGAGAGCGAAAAAGGCAUGCAGCAGGGUGAUAUUUUGCAGCAGCAUUCGAAUUAUCAGUGUGCAGAGGAGGAUUACCUACAAGAUCCUGAUCUAUCCUGCUUCGACAUUGGGGAGAUUGGUUAGGUUAGCAUGAUUAUUUGGUUUUAUCUCAUAUCAUGCUUUUGAAUCACGGGAGAAACAAUAUCUUUUUCCCAAUCAAUAUAUAUAUAUAUAUAUGAAUCAUUAG
This is a messenger RNA of Cucurbita moschata (crookneck pumpkin), 1194 nucleotides long. RefSeq lists its product as uncharacterized. NCBI's taxonomy places the organism in Eukaryota, Viridiplantae, Streptophyta, Magnoliopsida, Cucurbitales, Cucurbitaceae. The coding region runs from base 453 to 836 and encodes 127 amino acids. The transcript has 7 exons. The record is from RefSeq and is a predicted model, not a curated record.